ACAGCACCUCGCGACACAGAGCGCGCAAAUAGAACUCGGAGAGAGUUUGGAACAGUCGAUCCUAUGCAUCCUGGUCAAGGGUGGGCUAGUAAUUCAAGGAAUCCCCAGUAGAAGCACAAUGGAGGGUGCUUGUUAAGAGCUGCCACAACUCCAUCCUCAUCACAGCAGCUGGGAAUAUUGGAGUCUGCUUCAAAUUGCCUGGAGAAAAUAAGAUCCACGUUUGAACCUUGCUGCCUGGAGUUGACAUGAAAUGACGAGGGCUAUUAAUGGACAAUGGGAACAAAUCAAUCAGCUGUUUGUAGUGCAGAGUCAAGCAAUCAGUAUUCAAAGGAACAUUCAGGCAUCUCUUAACUGCUUGAAUAGAUGAACCAAAGAUCCAGUAGUGUACAUCUCCGCUGUAACUCCCAUGACUUUAAAGGUGAGGACUGUUUAUUGAAGAGGAUUUGGUAAGUGCAGUAUGUAACAUUGAAGAUCCGCAUAGCACCAUGAACAACUCCAGUGGUAGCUGCGGUAGCCCAGUCACUGGUGGCACUUCGGAAGCAGAUCCAUUCAAGGAGAUGUGGAGCAAACUGAAGGAAUGUCAUGACAAAGAAGUGCAAGUGUUGCAGCUGAAAAUAAGCAAGUUAAAGAAUGACAGAUGUUUAGAUGCUCGAAGAGUUGAUGAAUACUACAACAAGAACCAGCAGCUAAGGGAACAACAGAAAGGACUCCACGAUAACAUUAAAAUCUUAGAAGACAGGUUGAGGGCAGGUUUAUGUGACAGGUGUGCAGUAACUGAGGAGCACAUGAGGAAGAAGCAACUUGAGUUUGAAAAUAUUCGGCAGCAGAAUCUGAAACUGAUUACUGAGCUCAUCAAUGAAAAGAACAGCCUUCAGGACGAAAAUAAAAAGCUCAAUGAAAAGCUAGAAUCGCAGCAACAUCAUCUGAAAGAGCAACAGGCUGAUGGAGGAGAAGCAAUUGACGCGGAUGAAGGAGUAAUACCCGAUUCUCCGGUGUCUAUCUCUAUGCUGAGCAGAAUGCGAAGAAGAAAGGAAAACCGCCAUAUCCGCUAUUCAGAGCAUUCUCGGGGAGAACUCACUCUGCCUCAGUCUAAUGAUGAGACCUAUAAAAUGGCUUCAACCUGCUUCACUGCAGUAACCCAGCCUUCUCAGAGAGAGGAAACCCUUGCAGCAGACACCUAUGAUCCUGGACUGUCCCCAGUGAAAAACAAACGGCCAGUAACAGGAAAUCUUCAGGCAGCGAACUCCAGUUUUAAUCUAGCUGCUGUUGUAGCAGAAACGUUGGGACUUGGAAUUAUUGAAGAACAUGAUUUCCAAAGUCGCCUAAAUUCCUACAGAGACAGCACUGUGCCAACACAUACAAGGCAUAAUAUUUUGGAAAAAGAUGCCAAACUGCCAGUAAAAGCUGAAGAGUUAAAGGAAAAUGGCUGCAGAUUUCCUUGUGUAUUGCAAACCAAUGAAAAAAAUGGAACAUGGGUUCCUCAGUGCACUUCUCCUGUAUUUGGAGUCUCUGCACACACUGCCAAAGGUUCCCCUAAUUCAGACAUAUGUGCAUCGCCAUCUUUAUUCGGUCAUAGGAUUUGCAUUCAGGGGUUGGACGUGCAUGGGAAAGCUCACAAGUUGAAGACAGAUGGCGAGGAGGUUGCUCUUUUACCAGUAGACCAGCAAAUCCGAAUGAACCAUUUCCUUGAGCAGUCCAAAUUGGGAGAACGAAGGGUUUCAAAAAAGCACGUGGAAGACAAAAGUGACGCAGCUGUAAGUGGCGACUGCCUACCUUCAUCAAACAGAUUGGCAAAAAGAAAGAAAACUGAAGAUGCCCAGGAUUCUAUCACUGGUUGCGGCAAACCUUCAACUAACAAAGAAAAUCUCUGGUCAAUAUUGGGGAAAGCUGCUUCUUUAGAUGAUGGCAGUCCUGACAAACCUUUGGACUUAUCUGAUCAUGUUUCUAAUUCUCGGUCAGGAGACAGAAGCCAAGGAAAAAAUACAGGGAACAAUAAACUAAUUCAAGCCACCCUGUUAGAAACCCUGAAGCCAAGUAUGAAGACUUCUGUAAAUUUGAGAAGAAUCUAUAAUGGUGGCUGCCUCAUUGCUAAGGACUCCCAGGAUGACCCUUAUCUUCAAGAGGCUGUAAGCAGAUCACGUGGGGAAAUCUUUCCGGGUGUUGAUGUGAAAUCUGAGGGAAAGGGAGAGAAUGAUCUUUCAUCUAGUUGCAGAUAUCUCAGUCCACAACGCAGCAACUUUCAAGAGACGGAGCAGCCCUCAAAUGAGACCAAGUCCCAGGAGCUUGAAACUCAAGACCCAGCUGAGAAAAACACGAGAACAACACCCAAAGAGUCUGAACCCACCUCAGUACUUCAACUAAAUCCUUGUGCAACCACUGCAAAAAGGCACAUCCAUGAGGAAGAUGAAAUGUUGAUAAUUUCAGGGAGAAAAUCGGAAAAUCUUCAGUGGAGCAUAGAUCCAGAAGCAGACCUCUCCAAGUAUAAGACUGACCCUGUGCAAGUGGCCUCCAAGCAGCCCAUUGAGCAGCAUGAAAUAGAUACUCCAGACAUGGACUGCACUUAUGUGAGCCAAAGUAUGCUGUUGAAAUCCAAGAGAAAAAGGCUAGACAAGUUAAAUUGUGGAGACAGAUCUGAGCAAGAUGAGACCCUUGCUGAGAUAUUUGACCGCACAGCAUAUGGUGAAUAUGAGUCGUGUCCCCAAGAAAAGAGUCCUCCUAAAGUAUAUGACAGUGAGUUUGAAGAAGGGCCAGAAAAGACACAAACUGAAGCGAUUGCACAGCCUUAUUUCAACUGUGAACAAAGGAAAAAUGCUGGUUUAAACUUCCCUCAUGUUGAGGUAGUCCGCAACAAAGAGGAGCGAAGAAAAAUGCAUGGGCAUACAUGCAAGGAAUGUGAAGUGUAUUAUGCAGACCUCCCAGAAGAGGAGAGACUGAAAAAGCUGGCGAAUUGCUCGAGGCACAGGUUCCGGUAUAUUCCCCCAGAUACGCCCGAGAACUUCUGGGAGGUGGGUUUCCCCUCCACACAGACAUGUGUUGAUCGAGGUUAUAUUAAAGAAGAGAACACACCAUGCCAGCGCCCAAGACGCAGACGUCCGUACAAUCCCACAUUUUCACCAAAAAGCAAAGAACCAAAUGCCAGCUAGUCACUUGCAUAACAGACAGCAGCAAUGAGAGAGGUCCAUGCAGAUGCACAUUCUGAAAAUCACAAUUUGCCUGAUGUUUUGCAGAAUGUAAGAGACUCUGACCUGACUUUUAUAGCAGUUUGUUAGUUCUAAGAUUUCUUUGAUUGUUAUUUAAAUUAUAUGUAUUUUGUCUUUCAUCUGCAUAUUAUUGUUAAAACUUUGAAAAUUUGCACACCCUACUUAAGGUAUGGUGUUCUUUGUUGCACUGGAUAAUAAUGCAAUUAAAUAUGUAAACCUUUCUACAAUUGAAAUGUUUAAUAUAGCUUGAAAGUUUCAUUGUUAUCGAUUGAAUAAGAUGUUAGUGCUUAUUGUUUGAUAAAUUUGUACUAGAUUAAUAAAGGAAAUGUCUUUCUUCUAAAAGCUCAGGUGCUGACUAAUGUUUGGUCAAGGCACACAAUAUGCAAGCAGUGAAUUACUCAGAGACAACUCUGUCAAACCCCAAAUACCAAAUUAAUUCCAACAGCAUCAUACUGAGAAUAGAUUAAAUACAAACGUUACAAAAGAAUUAAACCUGUAC
This is a messenger RNA of Callorhinchus milii (elephant shark), 3699 nucleotides long. RefSeq names its product retinoblastoma binding protein 8 (gene rbbp8). The transcript has 21 exons. NCBI's taxonomy places the organism in Eukaryota, Metazoa, Chordata, Chondrichthyes, Chimaeriformes, Callorhinchidae. Gene Ontology annotation, biological process: double-strand break repair via homologous recombination; DNA double-strand break processing involved in repair via single-strand annealing. Bases 486 to 3143 code for a protein of 885 amino acids. Gene Ontology annotation, cellular component: site of double-strand break. Gene Ontology annotation, molecular function: flap-structured DNA binding; damaged DNA binding; double-stranded DNA binding. The record is from RefSeq and is a predicted model, not a curated record.